AUGGGGCGCGGGAAGGUGGUGCUGCAGCGGAUCGAGAACAAGAUCAGCCGGCAGGUGACCUUCGCCAAGCGCCGGAACGGACUGCUCAAGAAGGCCUACGAGCUCUCCAUCCUCUGCGACGCCGAGGUCGCGCUCGUCCUCUUCUCCCACGCCGGUCGCCUCUACCAGUUCUCAUCCUCCUCCAAUCUGGUUAAGACUCUAGAGCGGUACCAGAGGUACAUCUAUGCUUCAGCUGAUGCUGCAGUGCCAUCUAGCGAUGAGAUGCAGAAUAACUAUCAAGAAUAUGUGAAGCUGAAGGCACGAGUUGAGGUUUUACAACACUCGCAAAGGAAUCUUCUUGGUGAAGAUCUGGCUCCACUUGGCCCUAGUGAACUUGACCAGCUUGAGAGUCAAGUAGACAAGACCUUGAAGCAAAUAAGAUCAAGAAAGACUCAAGUUCUACUUGAUGAACUUUGCGACUUAAAGAGAACGGAACAAAUGCUGCAAGAUGCAAACAGGGUUCUGAAAAGGAAGCUGGACGAGUGUGAGGCAGAGGCUUCUCCCCCGCAGCUAGCGUGGCAAGACGGAGGCGGCAUGUUGUCCCAUGACCCUCCACAGCCAGAACACUUCUUCCAGUCUCUGGAGAGCAACCCAUCUCUGCAACCCACAUAUCAUACGAUGGACAUGAACCAGCAGCCAGUGCCAGAGCCGGGCGGCUGCUACCCUCCUGAUUGGAUGGCUUAG
This is a messenger RNA of Miscanthus lutarioriparius, 723 nucleotides long. The record is from the annotation of a GenBank genome assembly. NCBI's taxonomy places the organism in Eukaryota, Viridiplantae, Streptophyta, Magnoliopsida, Poales, Poaceae.